Messenger RNA from Dufourea novaeangliae, 2204 nucleotides. RefSeq names its product sodium-independent sulfate anion transporter-like. The record is from RefSeq and is a predicted model, not a curated record. Gene Ontology annotation, cellular component: membrane. NCBI's taxonomy places the organism in Eukaryota, Metazoa, Arthropoda, Insecta, Hymenoptera, Halictidae. Gene Ontology annotation, molecular function: sulfate transmembrane transporter activity. The coding region runs from base 232 to 1959 and encodes 575 amino acids. The transcript is spliced from 11 exons. Gene Ontology annotation, biological process: transmembrane transport.
UCGUGCUUCGAAUGGUUGGCAGCGGCGUGUGUGCUUGCCUGUGUCCGUCGAUUCUCGAGAUUCCCUUGUGCACCAGCGUAAUCGAUAGAAAAAGUAUGCGUGUUCUUAUUGACACGUCGAUCCGACGAACGGUGAUACGGUGAAAAACGACGAGCAAAACGAAGUCGACCGUAUAAAGCAUUGGAAAACGCUGGAGUCAAGUGUAAACGUGGAUUCUUUCGAGGAACAGUUAUGAUGUCGAGCAUGUCCACGGAUAAGGAGCCGAGCAGACCGACCGGGAGAAGGUUUCGUUGCAGCAGAGAGGCCUGUUGCGCGUACGUGAAGCGAAAGCUGCCGAUUUUGUCGUGGUUGACGCGCUACAAGCUCGCAUGGCUGCCCCAAGACGCUCUGGCAGGCUUUACGGUCGGUCUGACGGCUAUUCCGCAGGGGAUCGCAUACGGCGUGGUGGCCGGUCUACAUCCCGAGUACGGACUGUACGCGUCAUUCAUGGCCUCGUUCGUCUACAUUAUCAUCGGUUCCUGUGAGUGCAUCACCAUUGGUCCAACCGCGAUCAUGUCCACGAUGGUGCAGCCAUUGGUCAAGGAAUACGGGGCGGACAUGGCGGUGUUGAUUACAUUUUUGAAAGGCUGCAUCAUCGCCAUCCUGGGUCUGCUGCACUUGGGUUUCUUGCUGGACUUCAUCUCCCUGCCGGUGAUCACGGGAUUCACGACAGCAGCCUCGAUCAAUAUAGCCGCCUCGCAGUUCAAGUCGUUGCUGGGAUUACCCGGUAGAAGCGAGGAUCUAGUGGAUUCCUUGAGAGCGGUUUUCUCUAACGCGAAGGACAUCCGAUAUCAGGACACGUUAUUAGGGGUCGGGACCAUAGCCGUUCUGGUCUUGCUUAAGAAUCUGCCCGGACGUCGAACCGGCACGUGGCCAGAAAAACUUGCAUGGACCGUGACACUAGCGCGUAAUGCUUUCGUGGUCGUCGUAGCAACCACCAUGGCGUAUAUAUUUUCCAUCAAUGGCGACGAGCCCUUUAAGCUGACCGGAGCAUUGGGCGAAGGUUUGCCGCCGUUUGGACCACCGCCAUUCUCGAUCACAACUGGCAAUCGGACGUAUGAUUUCCGGGAGAGCUUGAUGGCGAUGGGGACCACGCUUGUCUCACUUCCGGUGGUGUCCACGAUCGAGCACAUGGCGAUAGCGAAGGCUUUCGCGAUGGGAAAAUCUUUGGACGCCACGCAGGAGAUGUUCGCGUUGGGUGUGUGCAACGUGUUCGGCUCGUUCGUGCGAUCGAUGCCGGUCACCGGUUCCUUCACUCGCACCGCCGUCAAUCACGCGUCCGGCGUGAAAACGACUUUGGGCGGUUUGUUCACCGGGUGUCUCGUGCUCCUUGCCGCUGGCCUAUUGACCUCCACCUUUCGUUUCAUACCGAAAGCCUCCUUGGCCGGCGUUAUUAUAUGCGCGAUGUACUACAUGCUCGACUUCAAGACGUAUGUCAUGCUGUGGCGAGCGAAAAAGAUCGAUUUUCUUCUGAUGAUGAUCACUCUUUUAUUCUGCGUGUUUCUCAAGUUGGAAUGGGGGAUAAUCAUAGGUAUCAUCGUGAAUCUACUGAUCCUGCUGUACUUCUCCGCGAGACCGUCCAUCGAGACAGUGAUACAGCAGGUCGACGAUGAGUCUGUGAUACGGGUCACGCCCGAGGAAGCUCUUACGUUUCCAGCCGCGGAGAACUUCCGCGCGAACAUAAUGAAAUUAUCCGAGGAGAAUCCGAGCAACGUUGUGCUCGAUUGUCGGAACUUGAAGAGGAUCGACGUCACAGUCGCGAAGAGUCUGAAAUUGCUGGCGAACGAUUUGCAACUACGCGGACAGAACUUCGCCUGCGUCAACUGCCACAGAAACGUCGAGGUUGUACUAAAGUCGGUCGCUCCGGAUCUCUACCAGCAUUAUCGGAAUUCGGUGCUCGAGGACAGAGCAGCUGCGUGAACCGUAACCUUCCAUGUAUUUAUGUAAAUAGUAAUGAACCGAGCACAAUGACGGUGAGAUAACGAUUGACAUUCGAGUGGGAUCAUCGAUAACCGUUAUCGAGAGCCAUAUAAACCAGAGAUUGACGGUCGCCACAAGUCUGUAAAAUCUACGAAUAUUGUUUUCUAAAAUAUCAUUGUUCUAUCGGCGAAAGUCUUCCAUGUUGUACGAUACAUCUUAAGUUAUUCUUGAAAUAAAUAGAAUCA